Molecule: messenger RNA, 2361 nt
Organism: Synchytrium microbalum
Lineage: Eukaryota; Fungi; Chytridiomycota; Chytridiomycetes; Synchytriales; Synchytriaceae
Exons: 14
Coding region: 1-2361 (786 amino acids)
Biological process (GO): protein K11-linked ubiquitination; positive regulation of mitotic metaphase/anaphase transition; anaphase-promoting complex-dependent catabolic process
Cellular component (GO): anaphase-promoting complex
Source: RefSeq, a predicted model, not a curated record
AUGCUCUUGAUCAUUGAAUACUAUACGUCGCCAAACACUACGGCGGUGAAUGGUACAGAGAUAGUGGCCAUUAUUACGCGUCAUAUAAAGGAGCAGAAUCAAGGUCAAUGGCCAGAGCCUUCUCUUCACGACUUACUGGUCGAAAUAAAGGACCUGGCCAUUAUUACCAUGGAUGCUGAUGGAGAAAUCAUGACAACUCCUGUUUCUGUUGCUGCGUUGUUGUGGGAACGAAUCCAACGUGUCUCGUCUCCAGACGACAUCUUCAUCAUGUUUGAGGCCUGGAAGGAUAUGACAAAGGCCAUUGAUGAAAACGCAGCUGACUACGAGGACGGAAUCACCAUUGAUCGAGAAAGCCCUCUUGGUGAAUUCGUACGACGUGCCUGUCUAGAGUUUUCUAGCAUGCCAUUCGAGGAGCAUUCCUGGUUAUAUAGUGCAUUCCUCGAGUACGUGAAUGUGUCAAAGAAUAGCAUUCCAUCGUUUACUCUUCAAAAGGCUCCACCACCACGACGACUCACUAUUGCCAGUAAUACGUCUGGAACACAUCGCAUUGGAACCCCUCGAUCAAAAGUCGAGCCAGAGGAAGAAUAUAACGCAACUUCUCCUCCCAUCGAGUCUCCAACAUUCGGUUACGAUCGAGGACAAGAUCCUCCCUCACCAAUCUAUACUCGUACAGUUGACCGAGAUAGUCCUUCAAAUAUAAGAACACCUCAAAUACCCCGAUAUUCCACUUUCGUAAACCGCAACGACGAUGAUGACGAUGUGGUCAUGCAAGAUCAAAGUAUGACGGUUCUAGCGGUAUCCCAAAAGACUCGACGUCAGCCCAUUCCAGAAACAGAUGAAGUCAUGCAAGUUUUGGCCAUACAUCUUCCUAGAAGUGAAGGGUUUGUGCCAAUAUACAAUUCACAUCGAUAUGUUGAAUCACAGAUUGAAGUGUUGAGAUUGGCAGGAGCUCCCGAAGUCCCUAUGGAUUUACAAAAUUCUAUGGAUCAAGUCAUGGCAGCAGCUGGUCGAUUUGCUCAAGCAGAUUUGCUCUCGUUUUUGCAUUAUAUGCGAAUGGGAGAAUACGAAGGAGCUUCCAACAGCUUACAUCGAUUUCAUGAUCACUACGUUGGCAUUGAUGAUCCAACUUCUAUGGGCCAAAUCUCCUUGCUUAAUAAGGCUGCACUACACCUGAGGUUUCAGGGGAAAGACGAAGCUAUCCUGGAUUUGAGAGAAGCUGUGAAUCGGUCAAGAGAACAAGUGCACACAGUAUGUUUGUCGUUUGCAUUAAGGUGGCUGGAUCAACUGUCGUUACCAGUCUCUCUUCGCACCUCAAGUGCAUUGACUAGCAAUACUGCUCUACCGUAUAAUCUAUCAACCAUUACCGACCUCGAAGAGUCACGACGUGCUUUAGUUGGUGGCAAGGCUCCUGAUGUGGUAUUUGGAUACAUGACUCGUGCCAUUGCCCUACAAUUAGAACACGAGGAUUUGGAUGGCGUCGGGUUAUCGGAACCUCAAGGGUUUGGAAUUAUUCAUCAAGUCGAAAGCGCCCUCUGGGAGUCUUAUGGGAACUCUCCUAUGGCGAAUCUUUGUAACGAAGUUGAGAUCGUGCAGCACAGGUCUACCAACAAGAUAGAAGAUCAAGUCAUAGCACAAUGUCGAGGAGAAUGGGACUCUGCUGAGAAACUGACGAACCAGCUGACUGAUAUUAAUUGGUUUGAUAAGCAGUCGUUGGCGCAAGUAGCAUUCUCUCGUCAAUUAUUGGAAGGUGCCAAAGGCAACCCCACAAGUGCAUAUCUUGAAAUAGCAAGUUUGAUUGAGAAAACUCCAAUCGCAGAGUCUGAUGGUGGAAUUCUUGGAUAUUUGCUAGCGCUCGCUGAUAUACAUCUGAGCUCUGAUGCCCCAUUAUCUGCCCUAAAUGUCAUCUUUAUUGCCUUGACAUUAUCGCAACAAUUAUCAGCACAAAAUCAUCAUCAUUGUGCUCUCGUUCGACUGGUAGACGUGCUCUUGUAUUUGGAUAUGCCCUUCCAGGCUCUGCAAGCUAGUCGACACGUCCUACCAAAAGCUCUAGGUUGCGGUGAUUUACAUCAAGAAGGGUCUUGUAGAAUGAUGUAUGGGAAGGCCAUGGUUGCAGUGAUUUGCACAGAGCAAUCUCAACCAAAUAUUGUCCCUGAAGACGAUGACGAUAUAGAUAUGUCAAGAAAGAAUGCCGACUUGACUUUGGCAAUAACUCAAUUUGAACUUGCUCGAAAGUGCUUUGCGUUGAUGGAGGAUACUGCAAUGCAAGCAAAGUGUCUGUAUUUGCUGACUAGAACUCUAGACAUGGCAGGACGGAUAGCAGAGCGUGACGCUACUGCGUCGGAUCUUUUGGCCUUGAUUUAA